AUGGCUAGCACUUCCGGCCACGUAGCCAAGACUCUCCAGGAUUUCCGAGUCGAUGAGCUCUUGAGCCAGCGCAGUUAUUGCAUGGCCAAUUUCUAUUACACUGGGAAUUGGAGUCAAGGACUAGCGGGACCGGUAGCAUCACUAAAAAUAUCGCCCAAGCAACGCACGGUGAUCUUUGCUGUGGGAAACCACAUUUAUGAGUUGUCUCCAACGGAAGUACAGGAGGUGCCGCUAUCCCUGCAGCCCGUUCCUAGUGUGGUAUUGCAAGCUAACUGGAAGGUCAAGAUGCACGACGGAUCUGCCAACAUCAAAAAGGGUUUAUGGUUAAACUGA
Molecule: messenger RNA, 333 nt
Organism: Histoplasma capsulatum G186AR
Lineage: Eukaryota; Fungi; Ascomycota; Eurotiomycetes; Onygenales; Ajellomycetaceae
Exons: 4
Coding region: 1-333 (110 amino acids)
Source: RefSeq, a predicted model, not a curated record